Molecule: messenger RNA, 4089 nt
Organism: Closterium sp. NIES-67
Lineage: Eukaryota; Viridiplantae; Streptophyta; Zygnematophyceae; Desmidiales; Closteriaceae
Source: the annotation of a GenBank genome assembly
GCAUCGAGGAACACAAUCAGCGGCUCUUAGGGCGCCAAUCACCUCCUAACAGGGGGGAAUUCCUUCCGACAUGGCCGCGCCAACCACGUGGCUCCGUUUUCUACCCAACUGAACGUUUCCUUUGCCUGCGAACCAUCCGCGUGCUGCCGCUCUCCUUCGUCCCCGUCGCCGCCUCUCCGCCAUGGCACCGCCCAUCUCCCCCAAGUGGCUGCCCAUGUACCGCUGGCUGGCGUCCCUCCCCCCCAACACCGCCACCCUGGCGGCGUGGGAGGUGCGGCAGUGGGUGCAGCAGCAGUGGGCGCGGCUGCCCCUGGAGCUCAGGCGCACGCCCCUGCAGCGCAUCGUGCAGUACACGGUCACCGCUUUCCACCGCAUCAAACACCAGGGGGGGCUAGGGAUUGGGGAUGAGCAGCUGAUGCAGGGAGAGGGACCGCUGGGGGAGGAGGAGGGAGUGGUGCGUGGUGAGUCAGUGAGGGGGAGAGAUGUAGGGAGGACGAGAGUGGUAAGGAGGACGCGAGAGGCAGGGGUUAGAGCAGAGGGGCUGGGGUAUGGGCGCAGGGGUAGUGGGGAGGGAGGGAAUUGGGAGGAGCAGGGUGACCGGGUCAAGGGGAGUGAGGAGGAUAGGGAGGGAGAGGAGGAGGUGGGGGAAGACCGGAGUGGGGGAGGAGGAUACGCUGGGAGGCGCAGAAGGCGGGGAGGAAGAAUGGCGAGAUGCACAGAGCAAUUGAAGUUGGGGUGCAACAAGUCUACGAACAUACUUGCAGUGUUGCCAGGGCACCUGCCACAUUCUCGUCCCCCUGUUGAAUCCAUCGCCCCCUUCACUCCCCAGCAUCCUGUGAAGAAGCGGAGGGCAGUGGGGGUAGCGGUGGGAGGGGAGGGAGCAGAGGCAAAGGGGGUGAAGCACAUGGUGGAGCAGCAGCACUGCGCUCUGGUGAACCACUUCAACAGCCUGGUGUUGCUGCAGCGCCACCUGCUGCUGCUGCAGAGCCCUUGUGGGGAGGGAAGUGGCGAAGGGCCGGUGGAUGGGGGCGAAGGGCAGGCGGCAGGCGGGAGUGAGGGGAAGGCAGAGGAAGAGGCUAGGACGCAGGGAAGGUUGGGAGCUGCGGGGCGAGAGAAGAGGGUAAAGCAAGAGGGGGUGUUGGGGAAGGAAGUGUGUUUGGAGGAGAGGGGGGGAGGGCACGAGGAAAGUGGCAAGGGGAGGGCGGGUGGUGAGAGAGUGAAAGAGGAGCGCGCUGUUGUGGCAGGAGACGAAGGCAAGCCGAGUGGAGAGGCUUUAAAGCAGGGCGCAGAGCAGAGAGGUGGGGAGAGCGGAGUGGAGAGAGGAGAUGUUGUCGUGGGAGCUGACCUGUGUGCUGUUCCAGGUGGCAGCCACCAGGCGGCAGGGUUGAAGGGCAACGUGGGGUUGCAAGGCAACUCGGACGUGAAGGAAGGCAUGCUGAUGGGAGGCGUGAGGCGGCAUGAGUUCGUGCCCCCGUGGAAGUUCCCCUUCUCCCCGCGCCACUGCUCUGAGUGCAAGGCGACUCUUGGCUUGGCGCUGUGCGCUCGCAGUCAGAUGCAGGGUCGGACUGGGGCGGUACUAGAAAGGAGGGAGAGGGGAGAAGCGGUGAGAGCACUGGGCGGCAGGGAGGAGAGGUGGGAAGAUUCGAGUGGGCCGACUGCGACGCUGGAGUCGUGGGUGGUGUGCAGCGUUGACUACCACGGAUGUCACUUUAAGGGGGGAAGAGGCCGCCCGGGGGCAUCAGUGGGUGUGAGGUCAGAUGGUGGCGGCAUUGUGAGUGGGGGGAGUGGGCAGAGUGCACGUGGGGAAAACGAGGGCGGUGGGGAGCAGCAGGACGGCAAGGGGGUGGAUGCAGGUGAUUGGGGCAGGCAGGGCGCGAAGGGUGAUGCCCCGAGGGGGGCCGAGCAGAGGGUGCAGGUGUCGACGGGAGGGGGGGCGGAAAGCGGGGUUGGAGAGAUGGGGGAAGCUAGUGGAGUGAGGAGGAGGGGUUUAGGAGAGCAGGAGGCGGGGCAGGGUGCAGGGGAGACACGUGAUGCAGUGGUUGGUGCUGCCGCGUGGUGGGGUGUGAGUGGGGCCGUGAGGGCGAGGGAGUGUGGAAGGGGGUACAGGAGGCAGGCAGCGUGUGGGGAGGGGGGAGGGGCGGGUAGCAGAGGGAGGUGGAUGCGGGCUAAGAGCGCCCAGAGCUACUCCGCUGUGUGGACAGGAUGGGGAUCACUGGACAAUCCGCGUCGAGGCCUGGGGUCGGUGCUCUGCCAAUCACGUGCUGACACGUGGGGCCCUAGCUGGGCGAGCUACACCUCCCAUGCUGCUGACGCACCCACCACCAACAUCAGCGAUCUGGCAGUGCAGAAGGUGUUGGACGCGCGCUUCCAUCCCGGGGGCCUGCCUCACCUCGUCAUCGGCUGCAACGAGGCACCCAACGAGCUGCUUCUCUUUGAUCUCUCCACCGGCGCGCACCGCCCCCUGCAGGGCCAUGCCUGCCAGAUCCAAGCAGUGGAGUAUGCCAUGGGAGGUGACGUCAUCCUCUCCUGUGGGGGCAGCACGCUCAAGGUGUGGGAUGCCAAGUCAACAGCGCUGUUGCACUCGUGUGGCAAUAGAUCCCCUGCCUUCUCACAUGCGCAUGCCUCUGCUGCUUCAGCUGUCGUCCACGCGAGUGCAGCUGGCGGUACCUCUGCCAGUGGCAGUAGCAGUGGCAACCCGUUGAUUCCUUUUCACCGUGACAAGAUCUGCGCCCUUGCGGUUAACCAGCAGCUGCCACACCUGGCCGCCACCAGCAGCGGCAGCAGCGAUCCGCGCAUCAUUCUGUGGGACGUGCGCUCAGCAAAGCCCCUCGCCCACCUCUGCCCCUCCUUCACCGUUUCAUCCAGCAUGCUGCACGGUGCAUCAUCCUCUCGCCCUAGGAGGCUGCUGCCCUCCCCUGCUGCACGUGCCGCUCCCACUGCUGCUGCCCCCACUGCUGCUGUUGGCACAUCAGGAGCAGGAGGGGCAGCAGGGGCAGGCAGAGUGGGGACCAGUGCGCGGGUGCGGGUGCGCAUGGCGAUGGAUGCGCUGUGCUUUGCGGACGACCGCUGGCUUGUGUGCGGCUCUGAUACCAUCGGCGCUGCGCCCUCGGCCGUGGUGCUCUGGGACACCUCCCGCCCCGCCGCCUCCUCCCCGGCACCCACUGCUGCUGCUGCCGCUGCGAGUGCGGGGCCUGCUGUGGUUCACAUGCCCGCCUUCUCUUCUUUUGUGACAUGUGUCGGUCCUAGCCCAGCGGACCCCCGCACCAUCAUUGCUGGCGGUGGAGAUGGCGCCGUGGCUGUGUUUGACUCGCGCAUUCACAAGGCUGUUGCCCGAGUGUCCUUGGGGCAAGGUUGCGAGGUGACAUCAGCAGCCUUCAGCCCGUGCGGUCGCUUCUUCCAUGCCGCCUGCUCUGCCAACUGCUGCUUCGUCUUUGACUCCCGCUGCCUCCCCUCCUCCUCGUCCUGCCCUCCUUCCUCCGCCUCCUCACCAUCUUCCCCCCUCUGCGCUCUCUUCCGCCUCUCCCACGGCCUGCCCGUGCCCUCACUGCAGCACUCGGUGCAGCAUGCCGGGUCUGUGGACUGUGGGGACGAAGGGGUGAACGACGCCCGCUGGCUCUCAGCCUCGCCUGGCCUCGUGACAGGCAGUGGCAAUGGCAGCAUGGCUGUAUGGGAUGUGACUCUAGCUGACCCCCUCACUGCCGUCUCCUUUGCACAUACUCGAUCAAUAAAUACUGUGGCGGUGGCACCUGAUGAUGCCUGCAUUGCCACGGGUGGCGACGACCAGAAAGUGGUCCUAUAUCUGUCGCCGUUGACUGCCUCUCCAGCCUCAACUCCUUGGAAGCUUACACACCCCUUGCGCUUGUCGCCCUUGUUACAAUAGUCGUCAUACAGAAAACAGUCAUGUUAUCGUUUUCCCACGUAUACGGGACCCAAAUGCCAGUUUUUUUUACAGGUGCAUAUUUAAAGUCCCUAAUGUCAAACAUGUUUAUUGUCAUGUUUGUAUAGACUGUAUAGGGUCAUCUCUUAGAGAGUACACGACUUAGGUAUAUCUGUGUGUACUCUGUUGGAAAUAUCUCAAAGGACUUAAGC